Messenger RNA from Lodderomyces orthopsilosis Co 90-125, 2415 nucleotides. RefSeq lists its product as uncharacterized. Lineage: Eukaryota; Fungi; Ascomycota; Pichiomycetes; Serinales; Debaryomycetaceae. The record is from RefSeq and is a predicted model, not a curated record. Bases 1 to 2415 code for a protein of 804 amino acids. The transcript has a single exon.
AUGAUCUCGCCCUAUGUACACCCCCAAUCACCCCCCAAUAACCACCACCUAAGCCAAGGAAAAAAAAUCCCUCUAAUAAAAAAACAAAUUGUGUUGCAAAACUUUCAACAAAGGUCAAAUCAUAGAAUAGAAUUCAUCCAAAUGUUAAUCACAUCUGUUCUUCUACUUCUUCAGUAUGGUCUAAGUUAUCAGCAACAACAUGGUCAUUAUUACCCACCAACGGAUCAUACACUUGGAGAUGAUGAAAUUAUCAAACGAGGUGUUCAAGAAUUACAUGAUAUUGAUGCUGCCACCGAUUUAAGUGAAUGCUUAACAUGCAAGACAAGGUUACAAGUGGGCAAGUUCUUGGCUUUGACAAGACCCGAUUUGGUUCCACAGGUGUUUUCUACGUGGUGUAUUGAACUGAAUCAUGAUGAAGUACAAUGCCAUAUGAAUUAUGGAUAUCCUGAUGAAGGUUAUUCUGCUACUGGUAACGAUUUCACCAAAAUGGUUAGCCUAAUGAAUCCUUCAGGAUUGGGUGGUGAUUAUUUUUGUUAUUAUCACGAUAAGAAUUGUCAUGUUUUACCUGAAACUCCAAUGGUUGAUAUGAGCAACAUGUGGCCACCAAAACCAAGAAACUACCUACCCCCAGAUAGUAGUGGUGAGGUUUUCCAUGUUUUACACAUUAGUGAUAUCAAUUUGCAAUUGGAUUAUGAAGUGUUUGCUGAGGCAAAUUGCACUCAAAGCUUGUGUUGCGCACCACAUAGUCGUAACCUCAAAAACCAAGCUCCAUCCGUGAAUGAGAAUGCUGAUAUAGAUGGAUAUUAUGAUAGCAGUUAUAGCAAAAACCAUUUUGAAAAAGGGAGAUAUUUGGAUAUCACCAGGAUAAAAAAGCCAACAUGGGCACCGGCAAGACAAUUUGGAGAAUAUACUUGCGACACACCCACAUUGUUAUUAAACAGUACUAUGCAAUGUAUUCGAGAUUUGCAUCAAAAUCAUUUAUCAUUUGAGUUUGCCAUUUUCACGGGUGGAACAGUUGAUCAUUCUGAUAGAAGCUUUAUGACCAAGGGUAGAAUCAUAAAAUCACAAGAAACUAGUUAUAAAAUCCUCAAGCAUUAUUUGGAUGAUGUUGAUGUGAUUCCAACAUUUGGAACUCGUGAUGUCUUCCCUAUGAAUCAAUUACCUCAAAAGAACUUGAGUGUCAAUUCAAAUGGAUACCAAUGGCAAUUUGAUUUAUUAGCCGAUAUUUGGCUGGAGUUGGGGUGGAUUGACCAUGAUACUGCAAAACAGAUUAGAUAUUCCCAAACUGGAUUUUCCUUGAAAACUUCAUUGGGAUUGAAGAUUAUAUCGUUAAACUCCAACGUUUGGAAUGUAAAAAACUUGUAUGCUUUCUGGGAUGUAUUAAAUGUUGAUUCAUAUGGAGUUUGGAAAUUUCUCAUCAAUGAGUUGAUUGAGUCUGAAAGAAAUCACGAACGGGUUUGGAUUAUAGCUCAUUUACCACCAAACCAUCAAUCACUUGCAUUACCGACUAAAGUAUUCACGCAGAUAAUCGCCCGUUUUUCUCCAAAAGUUAUCGCAGCCAUCUUCUUUGGUUGUAUUCAAUUGGACUCAUUUAUCGUUCAAUAUGGCGGUGAUGGAACCAAUGAACGUGAGUUGCAGAAUGCAUUCAAUCAUGCAUUGAUUGGUCCUCUGAUUAGCCCCUAUGGUGGAGUUAAUCCAGCUUGGCGAUAUUAUGCUGUUGACAAACAGAGUUUCAGUAUAACAAACUCUUUCACUUAUUACACCAAGCUUUCAAAUUGUUUCCAUAAUGAUGGAGCUGAACCUAAUUGGGAUUUUGCUUAUUCUGCAAGAGACGUUUAUGAUCCUGAACAAUUAUGGCCUCUGGAUUGGGGCUUGAGUACCGAGUGGUGGCAUCAUGUUGGAAAUAGGAUCUCAACAAAUCCAGAAUUGGAGCUUUUGUAUCAACGAUUGGAAACACGAUGGUCUCCAUACACAUUUAUUGAUAAAGAUAAUCAUUGCAAAGUCACCAGUUUUUCGCUCGAGGCAAGAAAACAAUGCAUGAUAACUGAAGAUCAAGAUGAUUAUGUUGAACCAAUGGUACCCAAUGAUUAUAUCCCCAUCAUUCACGUUGCUGAUAAGUCGGUCGAGUAUGUUGAAGUUGAACUACAGGAGGAAAAUGAAUGUGAUGAAGAUGACGAUGAAGAAAAAUUGGAAAAAAAUUAUGCCAAUUGGGAUGAUUGUAUUGAAGAGGAGAAUAAUUCAACUACGGCUUCAUUUACUAGCACUGCCGGAACAUCAGUAUCUCCUACAGGUAAAACUACUACGCCACCAAUUCCGAAAUCUAAAAAUCAAAAAGUGAAAGGCAAAUCACUUCACUUGAAGGAAAAAUUGAAUAAAAAUGUCAAUUAUGUUAAACAGCGAGUUAUUCAGUUGUAA